GUUCGUCGCCGCCAGUGAUAGAGUGCGAAAACGUAAUGUAUAUGAAAGUGAGAGAGUCAUACAAAAUUUAAGUGCGCCGAGGGUAGUGAUCCUGUGCGAAGAGGAUACAGAAAUCAAGUGAAAUUUACACUUGUUGAGUGAAUACUGCGAAUUUUAAAAGAGUCUGCCGGAACUCGGUUUUUUUUAACUAAUUAUAUAAGGAUCCCAACAAAAUGCUGUUCAACAUGUGCAAGAGUUCAGAGGGUGUUUUCAGCAGCGCCUAUCGCAUGCAAUUAUUCGCGGCGGCAAGUGUAACCAUCAUAACAUUUUGCAAUGGCAUCGCCAUUGGCUGGUUCGCACCCAUGUUGGCUAAAUUGCAAUCGCCCACCGAAAGUCCGCUUGACUUUGUCGCUACGGUGGAGCAGGGUUCAUGGAUUGGUUCACUGCUUUGCGUCGGUGGCCUUACAGGAAAUUUGCUCUUUGGUGUGCUGAUGGAUGCCAUUGGUCGUAAAGCCUGCAUUUAUCUGCUCGCAGUACCGCAUAUACUAUCCUGGAUAUUAAUCUAUGUGGCGCCAUCCAUUGAAUAUCUGUAUGCUGCACGUUUUUCUUCCGGUAUGACCGGUGGCGGCAAUUGGGUUGUGGUACCGAUUUUCAUCGGCGAAAUCGCAGAUCCAAUUAUUCGCGGUCGUCUCACCUCACUAUUCACGCUCGCCCUCAACGCCGGCAUGUUGGUUGGUUAUAUCUUCUCCUCAUAUGUACCCUACCACAUUAUACCGAUGGCGGUAAUAUUGUUGCCGGUCCUCUAUUUGGGAAUCGCACUCUACUUCCCCGAAACGCCUUCGUAUUUGUUGCGUUGUGAAAGGGAGGAGGAAGCAGAGAAAUCGUUGAAAUUUUAUUUGAAUAACAAAACUUCGACUAAACUUGAGCUCGAACAGUUCAAUAUUAAAUAUGCGGAAUUGAAAAGCGCCGUGAAACAACAAAGAGCACAAUCGGAAGCGGUCACACUGCGCGAUUUCUUCACGAAGCGCUCGUUACGCGCCUUUGGCAUCGCCAAUGCAGUCGUUUUCAUUAACAUAGCGACUGGCAGCUUCGCAUUACUUAACUACAUGUCCACAAUUUUUUCGGCUGUUAAAACCGAAAUCAACCCUGACACGAACACAGUGAUGAUCGGUGUGGUUCAAAUUCUAGGUGCCUAUAUUGCCAUGAUUGUGGUCGAUCGCUUUGGGCGCAAAGUAUUACUCCUCGUUUCGACAGCUUCCACAGGCAUUUGCUUGGCAGCUUUCGGUACGUACGCUUUCUUAGUGGAAGAAGCAAACGUGGACCUAACAGCGUAUAGCUCAUGGCUUCCACUCGUACUCAUGGCGCUAAUCAUACUCACAGCGAAUGUGGGCCUUAUACCAGUGGCUGCAGUUAUCAUCGUCGAGAUUUUGCCGACAAAGAUUCGUGCAAAGGGCGUAUCGUUUUGUGUCGCAUUAAUGAGUGUCUUCGCUUUUACCUUGCUGAAAGUGUUCCCACUAUGUAUGGAGGCGUUUGGUUUGGCAAAGACUAUUUGGGCUUGUGCGGCAUUCGCUGCUUUAGGUCUACUAUAUAUAGCGAUAUUUGUGCCAGAGACGAAAGGCAAGUCUAUGGACGAAGACGUAGACCAAUAGUGGAGUUGACUGUCUAUUUGCUGUCCGAAAAUAACAAGUCAAAAGGGGUUAUACAUACAUAAAAUUCGACUACAGUAAGUGAGUGUUAUCAGCUUAUCACAUCAUAUCUUUGUAUACAAGAUAAAUAUGGAAAGUUUUGAAAAGAUAUUGCAUCAUUUUGUGUAUUUAAACCCAA
Bactrocera tryoni is the source of this 1803-nucleotide messenger RNA. RefSeq names its product facilitated trehalose transporter Tret1-like. Gene Ontology annotation, cellular component: membrane. The transcript is spliced from 6 exons. The record is from RefSeq and is a predicted model, not a curated record. NCBI's taxonomy places the organism in Eukaryota, Metazoa, Arthropoda, Insecta, Diptera, Tephritidae. Gene Ontology annotation, biological process: carbohydrate transport; transmembrane transport. Gene Ontology annotation, molecular function: sugar transmembrane transporter activity. The coding region runs from base 213 to 1628 and encodes 471 amino acids.